UUGUUGUUCACAUCCAUGGCCACCAAUGAUCACACAUUCACCACAAACAUGACCCCUCAAUACACCGGUAGUUCCUCUCAAUACACGGGUCAUCAGACCCAACACUUUCUCGUCCAGCAGUUCCCUCCCAACCCACCGACUCUUAGACCCAGUCAGCAAUCAGUCCAGUACGUGAUGGAUGACAAUUAUUUGUGGCCACCACACGAACCACUGCCACUAUUCUCUACCCACUGGUCAUCACAACCACGACCACGACCACCACCACCACCAGCACAGGUACUAGAAAUAUGGGCCGGUUCAUCACUUCAGCCGCAGUCAAGUGUGUCUCAUAUUGCGCCCCAAUGGGCACAACCGGCUAAUGAUAUGCAGACAUUGAUGUCCUCACAAGUCAAGCGAACAGUGCAGCCGAUGGUAACACAGGUGCCAAACACGACCACAAUUGACGCACGGAGUCAUUCACAACACCCGUCGGUCGGCACAUCGAUGCCAAAUGCGGUGCCAAUGGCCAGACCUACUGAACCGACUGACGCGGACAGGAGGCGGGGUGUCGUCGAGCGCUUGGCUCUCAUUCUUCACUCCACGAAAUGUCUGCAAAAGGACGCACAGAAUGAAAGGCGGACUCCGUGUGGACUACUUCUGUGUCCACUCAUGAAGGAUGUGCUCAAACAUAUGGUCAGUUGCACGGACUAUAUAGACUGCACUGAAACCCAUUGUCUGAGUUCACGCAAAAUCAUAUCCCACUGGAAGAGCUGUAAAAACAAUAGCUGUGUCUUCUGUAAGCCAUUCAAACAGGUGCCGAACCAGACCACAGACAACACGAGACAACAGUCCACUCGAGAGGAGGAGGAAGUGGACGAUUAUCCCACGAGUCCACAGAUGCCACGAUUGAGUCCACAGACAACUCCUGCGCCAUCACCGGCGCUAUCGGUCGCCUCUGUGUCCCCUCUUAAGUGACAAGUGCACUU
This is a messenger RNA of Oppiella nova, 965 nucleotides long. The record is from the annotation of a GenBank genome assembly. Lineage: Eukaryota; Metazoa; Arthropoda; Arachnida; Sarcoptiformes; Oppiidae.